Molecule: messenger RNA, 2820 nt
Organism: Dunckerocampus dactyliophorus (ringed pipefish)
Lineage: Eukaryota; Metazoa; Chordata; Actinopteri; Syngnathiformes; Syngnathidae
Product: cyclin-dependent kinase-like 2
Exons: 11
Coding region: 255-2534 (759 amino acids)
Biological process (GO): protein phosphorylation
Cellular component (GO): nucleus
Molecular function (GO): ATP binding; cyclin-dependent protein serine/threonine kinase activity
Source: RefSeq, a predicted model, not a curated record
AUAUAGGUUUUAAUUAAUAAAAAAAGGUUGUAUUUUAUUAUAUUUUAACAAAAUCAAUCGAAAGUGCGGUUGCGAAACACAUGACCGUCAAGUGAAUUGUUACCAUAGCAACCGCAUGACCAUAGGUACUCGUUGGUCACAGACGGUCACCGAGAUAACGCAAACAAUUUUUGGUGACUGCACAAGUUCCGCAAAUUGAAGCAGCGACAACGGAAGGUCACCAAACCGCUUGAGACGUUCUUUGCUUGGUUGGCAUGGAGCGCUAUGAGUCUCUGGGUCUAGUCGGAAAAGGCAGUUACGGCACAGUGCUCAAGUGCCGCCAUCGUGACUCAGGCCGCCUGGUCGCCAUCAAAAAGUUCCUGGACUCUGAUGAGGAUAAGGCAGUGAGGAAAAUUGCCCGCAGGGAGAUCCAGCUGCUCAGAAAACUAAGGCAUGACAACCUGGUGAACCUCCUGGACGUGUGGCAGCAUCGGCGUCACUGGUAUUUAGUCUUUGAAUUUGUGGAGCGCACUCUGCUGGAUGAUUUGGAGCAAAAUCUGCUAGGACUGGACCUGAACACCUGCCGGCAGUGCUUCUUCCAGAUCCUGAGGGGGGUUGCCUUCUGCCACCAACAAGAUGUCAUUCACCGUGACAUCAAACCUGAGAACGUCCUCAUCUCCAGGGGGGGCGUGGUUAAGCUGUGCGAUUUUGGCCUGGCACGCACUGUGGCCUCACCUACCGGGGGCGGAUCCUACACAGACUACGUGGCCACGCGUUGGUACCGAGCUCCUGAACUGCUGGUGGGGGACACAAAGUACAGCAAACCGGUAGAUGUGUGGGCUGCAGGCUGCUUGCUAGUUGAGAUGCUAACAGGUCAGCCUCUUUUUCCUGGAGACUCAGACCUCGACCAAAUAUACCACAUCGUGAGGUUCUUUGGUAACCUGACCGCUCAUCACCAGGAGUUAUUCCACAAGAAUCCCACAUUUUCUGGUAUCAGGCUGCCAGAACAUUCCAGUAGAAUUCCUCUGGAGCAGCACUUCUUAUUGGUGUCACCUGACGCUUUGGAUCUGGCUCAGGAAUGUCUCCAGAUGGAUCCAGAGAAACGAGUUCGGUGUUCAGAGCUGCUAGAACAUCCGCUGUUUACACGUGACGACUUCCAUGUCAGGUUUUUGGAUGAGCUGAGAGCCAGAAUCCAAAAACAGCACAGAGAGAACGCAGCACUCUCGAAAAUAAGCAAAGCCUCAAGACAAGAAAGAGACCAAGACGAUGAGCAAAGUCGGAGAGGCAAGGAUUCUAAAAACAUCCUUGGAGACAUGCAGGACAAGAAAAACAUCAGGAAGGAAGAUGACAAAGUGGUGAAAACAAAAGUCAAGCAACCUUCAAAGCAGUCUAAAACCAGUCAGAAGACCUCAAAACCGAAUGGUAUCAAAUCCCCCAAAAUAUCAGGAUCAAAGAGUAUGGAUAGUGGACCAAAGAUGGUCACCACCAUGAAAAGUAAAGCAGGAGCCACCGCAGGUCAUACAUCAAAAGACCACAUCAUGGCUUUUGAUGUCAGAAAGACCUUCAACUUGUCCUGGAACCCAACAAAGACCACCUCAAAUGUUGUUCAAACAUCCAAUCAGUACACAUCUUCUGCAAAUAGCCUUUCAAAGAAUAUCACUGUGGGCCCCUCAGCACAGUCCACAGUUCUUAAGGACAUCCACAAACUGGCCAAACCACCUUCAACUAAACCCUCACAAGAUAUCUGCCGACUUUCAAGGUGCCUUUCCACAGCUGGAGAAUUUUCAACGGACAAGAACAUGAAGCAGGGGGACCCAAUGACCAAAGCUGCUCAAAGUCACCUUCAGGUACCUCAAACAUCCAUAAUCCCACGAUCCAGAGCAACAUUCUUAUUGACUGAAGCUCCUAAAGCCAUGGUCAUGGAAACUGAGAAGACAAUAGUUGGCUCAAAUAAAGAGAACAGCUCCAGGUUUUGGGUGGGACAAGCCAGAAACACAACAAAGAGCUUUCCGGAAGCAAAGAAAGACUCAAAUGCUAUUGCAUCCACCAUUCUGGAUUCACUUUCAGUCACUGUGACACCAGAUUGCACGUCUUCCACUCGAAGCUCUCUCUUCCACUACAACAUGGAUGCCACAGAGGUUUGUGAAUUCGAAGAGGAUGCCUCCCUGGUUCCACCCCCUCAAUAUGCCCCUCAAUCAUCAACGCCCACCCUGCUCAUGCGUUGUUUGAUCAGUGGGGCUGCCAAUGAUAACCUGGAUCCAAGACCCCAACCUGUAGCACACGGUCUCUGGUGGAGGUAUCACAGUGGCCUUUACUGUCAGCCGCUUCAACAACCUCAGGGAACGCUCACCUCACAGGCAAUGGGAAACGCAGCCUUACUCCCGCUAACGCACUGCUGCAAGAACAGCUACAAGAGUGGCUGUGGAGACUCUGUUGUGCCCAAAACAAAGUCGGACGUUCAUUUCCCGGAUGUGAGGAGUUCAGUGCUGCCAGAGCUUAGAGAAAAAGAAGGGAAAUACAGCAAGGUUCUGAGGAAUGACAGAGCGCCACUUUAACCUCUCCAUCACGGACACACAGACACACGCACACACUAACUAUACAGAAUGUUGCUAAUUGUUGCUAAUUCAGACAUGAGCCAAACAAUGUGUUCCUUGUAUUUUUAUUGUAUUUACCACCUAAGCACAACAAUGAAUAUUAUGCAAACAUCAUUUUAAAACAAUUCAUUGAAAAAGUAAAACAUUGAUGGAACAUUUAAAGCACACUUGAUGCCCAUCCAUCCAUCCAUUUUCUACCACUGUUCUUCGCGUCGGCAGCAGUCUCACUGAAGAAGUCCAGACUUCC